AAUGUACAUUGAUAGGAAACUGAGCUUUAAACGCGCAUGCAUCUGAUAAUAUUUGGAGCCUUUCAUCGUUCUACCUGUUUAGGCAUGUAAUAAAACAAAUGUAAGAAUAAAAGAAAAUCAGUUAUUGUCUGAAUCUUUAUAAUUGAUUUACUCUCUCGGAUUUACUGAACUAAUGUUUUCCAAUCUUCAAAAUAAUAAAUGGAUGAGUGGGUAAAAGUAGUCACCUAAUUCUAAGCAGCGAAACUGGAGUCCAACUGGAACAGAGAGUUGAAAAGAACAAAAUGAAGAAGUAUCACCGGUAACUUGAGAGUACACUUGUUAUGAUCGCCGCCAGCGGGUAUCAGUCAAUCACAGUAAGACGUUUAGGAAGGAAGUGGGUGAACAUCGUUCUGAAAGAUAAUAAUCGUUGUGGUACUUGUGAUAACAGAUUUUUUAACUUUGCCUAGAAGAGAUUGGCUCAAUGAUUACAGAUCCAGUUGUGUAAAUAACUACACACAAGUUAUUCGUUGUUAAUAAUUGCAAUUUCCCAUUAUGAUGCGUUCGAAACUGUCUCUAGAGCAAUUAAACGAGCUUUCCCCGGCAGAUUUUCACAAAAUAUUUGAUAAUGUUGUUGAAUGUUGGCCCGAGGCGGCAAUAUUCUGUUCCGCAAUGUUGCCUUUCAAGAGCUUCGAUUCGAUGAUCUCAAUUUUCGAAAACUAUCUGCAGAGGUUGAGCACUGAAAAUAAGCUGCGUAUAUUGCGGUUGCAUCCAGAUCUAGCUGGAAAACUAUUGGACACCCAUCAGUUGACAGAAGAGUCAAGCUUGGAGCAAGCAAGUGCCGGGCUGGAUAAGUUGACACCUGGAGAUAAGGCACGGAUGACAACGCUGAAUGAGGAGUAUAAGAUGAAGUUUGGCUUUCCGUUCGUGAUCUGUGUUCGCGAAGCAUCCAAAUUCGAGGCGAUUCUCACUGGUGUGACCGAACGAAUCAACAACAAUCCAGAAAUAGAGCUUGACAUCGGUAUCGGUGAAGUAAAGAAAAUUUGUAGAUUAAGAAUUUUAGAACUAAUUAAUAAACUAUAGAAUGAAGAGUUGAA
Armigeres subalbatus is the source of this 1073-nucleotide messenger RNA. RefSeq names its product 2-oxo-4-hydroxy-4-carboxy-5-ureidoimidazoline decarboxylase-like. Gene Ontology annotation, molecular function: 2-oxo-4-hydroxy-4-carboxy-5-ureidoimidazoline decarboxylase activity. Gene Ontology annotation, biological process: urate catabolic process; allantoin metabolic process. The coding region runs from base 532 to 1059 and encodes 175 amino acids. NCBI's taxonomy places the organism in Eukaryota, Metazoa, Arthropoda, Insecta, Diptera, Culicidae. The transcript is spliced from 3 exons. Gene Ontology annotation, cellular component: peroxisome. The record is from RefSeq and is a predicted model, not a curated record.